UAUUUCUUAUUCUCUUACCUUAUGGUUCUCCCCUAGUUAACUUCAUUUAGUUUCUUUAAUUCCCUUUUUUAAGUUAAUCUAGUUAAUGUACAACAAAACCAUAUGGAUUGACUAGACAGUAGUUCGAAUUUUAGUAGUGAUAAACCUAAAGGUCCUCUUGGAUGCAAUUGUGGCCCAUCUAUUAUGACUUAUUUGAUAUGUGGCUAGGAGAAGAAAAAAAUAUGAAAAUAAGAGAUCUCAAAAGUGGAGCAUCAAUCUCAAUUAAGUCCAUGAGGUUUUGUUGAAUGUCAUGUCAAAUACUCAUAACUUACUUCAUGUCGUCGACGAAAACCUCAAUUUUAAAGAGGUAUUGGGAUGUACCUAAAUUUAGUAGCAAUCAUAUAGCUUCUGAUGGUUAAGAAGCACUUGCUUAGAGGAAACCCAAUUCCAAUUUUAUUCCUUUUUUCUAUUACUUUUAUAUUUUCUAGGUUAGUAGUGAACAACUAUAUCAUGGAUGUUUAUCUCCCCUAUCAUUGUGUGUUUUACCCCAAAUCUUGAUCUUAGCCUUCAUUUGAUUUUCUUUCACUUUCUCUAUCGGUUCAUCAAUGUAGUAAUCGUGUUUCAAUACGCUUUCACAUUGUUUUAUGCACACUGGGGGACAAUAAGGGGUUUAAGUGUGGGGGUGUAUAGUUAUGUGGUUAACCAAUGCUUGCAUGUUGUCGUGUGCUUAACGUUGGUUAUGGAAGUGUAUUUUGCCUAAAAAAUAUUUAAAGUUAAUUAUGAUAUGGCAUCUGUGUGGCAAGUGAGGCUGAGUUAUCGGUGACGUGUGCGUCAAUUUGGCAUCCUAUUCAGCGUGCCGUUAACCUAACUAACGAAAUCAACACCGUUAAAUUUUGUAACGGAAAUGACUAAAUUUGUCAAAUAACUAUUAAAAUUCUGGCUAUUUCGUGUAUUCCGAAAAUUAUAUUUAUAUCUGUCGCAAACAUUUAAGUUUGACGCCUUAAGUACUAUUGUACUUAGAAGUUAGAACCAAGACCGAAUGACCCGAAUACCGUUUUGUCCUUGGUGACGGGAUCGGUCCAACCACUGUCACAUUCUACGUUUGAAAGUGGCGUACAAGCUGGGGCCUGAAAACGACACCGUCGGCGACGGCAAGGGCAGUGGUAGGAAAGUGAAACCCCAAACAUUUUUACGGUAUUACCCCCAAGCACGGAAAAGGCAAAGCAGCAGCACUUAAUCGCUUUCAGCAAGAUAGAGCAAGAAAGAGCGACUGGGGAAGGAAGGAAGGAAGCAGAGCAUACGAAGUAAACUAGGAAAGGAAGAAGAAAGAGUUCCUCGUCGUUUCCUUUCCUUUCCUUCUUGCUAUACGAAUGUGAUCUCUGUUCCAAAAGCAUUGCAGCUGGACAGAGCAAUCUAAGCUCCCCAUAUCCUCUCAAGUCUCAAGCACACAACUUUGAUCUUCCGCCAUAGCAGUCUCCAUUGUUACUUCCGCUUCUGGCGGGUUCCGUCCCUCCCUUAUGGACUCUCUUUGAAAUAAGUCGAUCCAACUUCAGACUCCCCAUUUUCGUGAGAGAUCUGUCCUCACAAUCGACGGCCCUCGGUAAUUCCUUUCCUCCUUUCUUUCCCCCCUUUCUCCUUCCGAGAUGUUUUCUUUUCCUGCGUUUGAUCCGGUUUCGAUUCUAGGUUUUCAGUAAGCAAUGCCGCUCAAGAGGGGAUUGUCCGCCAGUCGGAACAACCGAGGCCCCGCUGGUGGAUCUCGAUUGCCGAUUACGCUUGCGUUAUUCUUCUUCUUGUUCUUGGUGGCUCUGAUGUUCUCCGUUGGUCCUUGGCUCCGCACCGGCGCUCCGAUCGAUGAAGCCAAUCUUCCGAGUGGCUCCAUUAACCAGGAUUUGGAUUGGAGAGAACGGUUGGCAUUGCAACAUGUUAGAUCGCUUUUCACUAAGGAUGUCAUUGAUGUGAUCACAGCUAAUACCGCUGAUUUGGGGCCUUUUAGUCUUGAUGCUUUUAGAAGAAGCAAUCUGUCUGCUUCGUGGAAACUUGUUGGAGCUGAGGCUUCAGCUGACCAUAUAUCCUCUUCCGAGUUAAAACCAAAGCAAUCAGCUACCAUUGUCAAGCAAGAAGUACCUACCAAAAAAGAUACAAAGUUGUCUGAUGAUCAGGCUCCAUUUGUUGAAUCACCUGAAAAAUUUGCUCGAAGGCAACUAAGAGAAAAAAGACGCGAGAAACGUGCAGCGGAGUUGAUGCGGCAAGGAGAUGAAACAACUAUAAAAUUUGAAAAUGCUGCUAUUGAACGCUCUAAAUCAGUUGACUCUGCUGUUCUAGGAAAAUACAAUAUUUGGAGAAAAGAGAUCGAGACAGAGAAUGUUGAUUCUACUGUACGCUUAAUACGAGAUCAGAUGAUAAUGGCAAGGGUAUAUAUAAGUAUUGCAAAGAUGAAAAAUAAACCUGGUUUGCAGCAAGAGCUACAAACUCGACUUAAAGAGAGUCAGCGUGUCGUAGGAGAUGCAACAGCUGACUCCGAACUACAUCAAAGUGCUCCGGAGAAAAUUAAAGCCAUGGGGCAAGUUUUGUCCAAAUCAAGAGAACAGUUAUAUGACUGUAAAAUCGUCACUGGGAAGCUCAGAGCAAUGCUUCAGACAGCUGACGAGCAAGUCAGGAGCUUGAAAAAGCAAAGCACAUUCCUGAGUCAAUUGGCUGCUAAGACAGUUCCUAACGGAAUUCAUUGCUUGUCUAUGCGCCUAACAAUAGACUACUAUCUCCUUCCUCCAGAGAAGAGAAAGUUUCCGCACAGUGAGAAUCUGGAAAAUCCAAGUUUGUACCACUAUGCUCUCUUCUCUGAUAAUGUCUUAGCAGCUUCAGUUGUUGUCAACUCAACUAUUGUGAAUGCAAAGGACCCAUCCAAACAUGUAUUCCACCUGGUUACAGAUAAACUAAAUUUUGGAGCAAUGAAUAUGUGGUUUUUAUUGAAUCCCCCUGGAAAGGCCACUAUCCACGUCGAGAAUGUAGAUGAAUUCAAGUGGCUUAAUUCAUCCUACUGCCCGGUUCUCCGUCAGCUGGAGUCUGCUGCAAUGAAGGAGUAUUACUUCAAGGCAAAUCACCCCACAUCUCUCUCUUCCGGUGCUUCAAAUCUGAAGUAUCGGAAUCCCAAGUAUCUCUCGAUGCUCAAUCACCUGAGGUUUUAUCUUCCAGAGGUUUAUCCCAAGUUGAAUAAGAUACUGUUUCUUGAUGAUGACAUCGUCGUCCAAAAAGAUCUGACAGGGCUGUGGGCCGUGGAUCUUGAUGGAAAAGUGAAUGGUGCGGUGGAAACAUGUGGCGAAAGCUUUCACCGGUUUGACAAGUACCUCAACUUUUCAAACCCUCACAUCGCCAGGAACUUUGAUCCGAAUGCUUGUGGAUGGGCAUACGGUAUGAAUAUGUUUGAUCUUAAAGAGUGGAAAAGGAAGGAUAUCACUGGCAUAUAUCACAAGUGGCAAAACAUGAAUGAGGAUAGGGUACUUUGGAAGCUUGGGACGCUGCCACCAGGGUUGAUAACAUUCUAUGGAUUGACGCACCCACUUGAGAAGUCAUGGCAUGUCCUUGGUCUGGGUUAUAACCCAAGCGUGGACAAAGGGGAGAUCGAUCGUGCUGCAGUGGUUCACUAUAAUGGCAAUAUGAAGCCAUGGCUGGAGUUGGCAAUGACGAAAUACAGGCCAUAUUGGACCAAGUACAUCAAGUAUGAUCAUCCCUAUCUGCGCAAGUGCCGCCUAAGUGAAUGAAUGAGCCCCAAUUGGCAAGGCUAGGCACACUUCCAUCCGAAUUCCACUAUUGUUCAUACAUCUUCAGUUCCCCUUUCCAUUCAUUGCAUUCGUUUCCAUCAUUUCCUACAGCCGUUGGAAGCAGUUACUUUAUAAUUCCCAUCUCUGUCCCAUUGUUGACCUGUAAAAUAUCCCAAAACAAGACUGUCUCUCUCUCUCUCUUCCAUCUUAUUGCUUUCAGCUUUUAGAUAUCUUGUAUUUGGUCCUGGAUGGAUGUUUCAGGAACUGAGUUUGGUUUGACAGUUUAGGAAAACUCCACAUAUGUGUUAGCUUUCGACAAUGCUGUUUGCAGCGAUGACUAUGAGGAAUCACAGUCCACUGACUUGUAAUAACACCUUUUCAAACACCUUUUUAGGCUUUUGAUAUCCAGGAAUUAGGAUAACAUCACAGGGGUGUGCAAUGAACCGGACCGAACCAAAUUUUGAGAAUCACGAUGCAAAAGUAAAAAGAAAAAUAAGAUAGACAGGGACCAGAUCAACAUUGAAUUCGACCAAAUGUGAUCUGGUUUGGUCCAAUCAACAUAUCAAUCAGGUUAUUUUUUCUUUAAGUAGUUAUACCACUCAUAAGGACUGGACCGCAUUAUAUUCGAUCGGUUUGGUUUAGUCUCGAUGUCGGUUUGGUCUGGUGUGGCAUGCUCUGGAGCAAAUCAUUGCACACCGUACCUUAUUGGGUCGGAUAUGGUUCAAUUUUGUUGGCCAAAAAAGAAAACCGGCACAAUUUUAUUUAUUUUUUAGUCGGGUUAUCCUCUCACUCUUUCCUUCGAUGAAUUCCUCAUCCCCAAUUCGUUACAACUUCUCCUCCAUUCUCGUCUUUACUAUCUAUCCAAAACCAACACAAAGCUUCAUCAAAAUUCUUGGCGCCACCGUCCUUUCCCAUCCCCGCAACACUCACUCUACCCCUGUGACUAUGUCGUCAUCGAAACUCGUGUCCUUCAGCCUCCCAUCACCGCCACUUUCACUUAAUGAAUGAUGGUUGCCUACAACCCUUAUAGCUUCAUCAUUUAUUGAUGAUUUCCUCUUCUCAUUGAAACCACCAAAGCCUCGGGGAUGAUGGAUUUUUGGAACCUUUCUUCCAAAGAAUGGUAGUACUCUGGCUGCCAAGAUCACUGGAGAACUUACAUCAUUCCUUCAUCAAGGAUCAUUUCCAACAAAGCUCAACAAAAUAUUUCCUAGUUCCUUAGAUGAAAAUCAUCCCUACUUUUCCAAAAGAUUUAGAGCUAGCGUUUGCCUUGUUUUGGGUUGCAAUUUGGAUUUUGGAAGAGUAAGACAAAUUUUGAGCUCAAUUGUCUGGUUGGAAUUGUAUGUUUGGCAAUGUUGUCAGAACCGAACCGGAGCAUGACCCGGUAAUGCGAACGGCUCGCACUUUAGCGGUCCAACCGGCAUUAGACCGUUUAAAAACCGUUAGAGAACCGGUAUCUAAUAAACGUUAUCAGUAUAA
Messenger RNA from Linum trigynum, 5210 nucleotides. The record is from the annotation of a GenBank genome assembly. Lineage: Eukaryota; Viridiplantae; Streptophyta; Magnoliopsida; Malpighiales; Linaceae.